Suricata suricatta (meerkat) is the source of this 1508-nucleotide messenger RNA. RefSeq names its product fibroblast growth factor 18 (gene FGF18). Gene Ontology annotation, biological process: cell differentiation; positive regulation of cell population proliferation; fibroblast growth factor receptor signaling pathway. The record is from RefSeq and is a predicted model, not a curated record. Gene Ontology annotation, molecular function: type 1 fibroblast growth factor receptor binding; type 2 fibroblast growth factor receptor binding; growth factor activity. NCBI's taxonomy places the organism in Eukaryota, Metazoa, Chordata, Mammalia, Carnivora, Herpestidae. The transcript is spliced from 5 exons. Gene Ontology annotation, cellular component: cytoplasm. Bases 58 to 681 code for a protein of 207 amino acids.
CGCGGAGCGGACAUGUGCAGGCUGGGCUAGGAGCCGCCGCCUCCCCCCUGCCCAGCGAUGUAUUCAGCGCCCACCGCCUGCACUUGCCUGUGUUUACACUUCCUGCUGCUGUGCUUCCAGGUACAGGUGCUGGCGGCCGAGGAGAACGUGGACUUCCGCAUCCACGUGGAGAACCAGACGCGGGCUCGGGACGAUGUGAGCCGUAAGCAGCUGCGGCUGUACCAGCUCUACAGCCGGACCAGCGGGAAGCACAUCCAGGUCCUGGGCCGCAGGAUCAGUGCCCGCGGCGAGGACGGGGACAAGUAUGCCCAGCUCCUAGUGGAGACAGACACCUUCGGUAGUCAAGUCCGGAUCAAGGGCAAGGAGACGGAAUUCUACCUGUGUAUGAACCGGAAAGGCAAGCUCGUGGGUAAGCCCGAUGGCACCAGCAAGGAGUGUGUAUUCAUUGAGAAGGUCCUGGAGAACAACUACACGGCCCUGAUGUCCGCCAAAUACUCUGGCUGGUAUGUGGGCUUCACCAAGAAGGGGCGGCCACGGAAGGGUCCCAAGACCCGGGAGAACCAGCAGGACGUGCACUUCAUGAAGCGCUACCCCAAGGGACAGGCAGAGCUGCAGAAGCCCUUCAAGUACACCACGGUGACCAAGAGGUCCCGGCGGAUCCGCCCCACGCACCCAGGCUAGGCUGGCACCACCGCAGCUGCCCAGGCUGCUCCCAGGCCCACACUCACACUCACAGAGAACUGCAUAAGAGGAAUAUUUUUACAUGAAAAAUUAGGAAGAAGCUCUAUUUUUGUACAUUGUGUUUAAAAGAAGACAAAAACUGAACCAAAACUCUUGGGGGGAGGGGGAGCAAUAAGGAUUUUACUGUUGACUUGAAACCCCCUGUCUAUGACACAAGACUCACGAAAAGGGACUGUUGUCAACGCACAGGUGCUUGUCUCUCUCUAGGAAACGACAACUCUAAACUCGUCCCCAGAGGAGGAUUUGAAUGAGGAAAACGACACUCUUGAGAAACCAAAGUCCUUUUUCCCAAAGGUUCUGAAAGCAAAACAAAAACAGAAACAAAAACAAAAAAAAAAAGAAAAAAAAAGAAAAAAAGAGAAAAACAAAGAGAAAGUAGUCCCCACCCCCAAACUCCCCUUCUUUUCCAAUCCCCUCUCCCUGUCCCAGUCUCCAACAAAAAUCGCUCUCUGGUUUGCAGUCAUUUAUUUAUUGUCCGCUGCAAGCUGUCCCGAGACACCGCGCAGGGAAGGCGUGCCCCUUGGGAUUCUCGGCGCCUCGACCUCCGACGACAGACGGCCUCGUCCAAUCAAGUGACCCUGCAUUGCUCGCAGUUCUGGAGGAUGCUGCUAUCGACCUUCCGUGACUCACGUGACCUAGUACACCAAUGAUAAGGGAAUAUUUUAAAACCAGCUAUAUUAUAUAUAUUAUAUAUAUAUAAGCUAUUUAUUUCACCUCUCUGUAUAUUGCAGUUUCAUGAACCAAGUAUUACUGCCUCAACAAUUAAA